UUUUAUCUUUUCAUUCAGUGGAAUAGAAGAUGAACUCAACUGAAUUCAGUGAAGAUGUAGAAGAAGUUCUAAAAAAUAACAUUGUGAAAGUGGAGACAGAGGCUGAAGAUGGUGCCCUGGACUGCUCGGUGAAUUCCAGACCUGAGAAGCACCCUCUGGACAGUGUCUUCACUGCCCUCCAGGACUCCAGCAAACGAAAGCAGCCUGGCAGCGACAGCCAGGUAGACCCCGUCUCCAGCGUGAAGAGGAAGCGGCUGAUACCUGAGGCACUCCUAGCAGGCAUGAGGAACCGCGAGAACAGCUCACCCUGCCAGGGCAAUGGAGAGCCAGCCAGCAGGGCCAGGAACUCCGGCUCCAUGUGGCCAGGCGAGGAGGAACCCUGCAACGACACCACCACGGCUUCCUACAAGAAGCCCCUCUACAGCAUCUCACACAAGAUCAUGGAGAAGAAGAACCCUCCCGCAGGUGACCUGCUCAACACCUAUGAGCUCUUAGAGAAGACAAACGCCAGCAGCAGCCCCUCGCCACUGCGGCUCCUGAACGAGCCACAGAAGCGAGACUGCAGCAGCUCUGGGACCACAGACGGCGACCCCAACAUCUACUUCCUGAUCCAGAAGAUGUUCUACAUGCUCAACACACUCACAUCCAACAUGUCCCAGCUGCACAGCAAGGUGGACUUGCUGUCUUUGGAGGUGAGCCGCAUCAAGAAGCAGGUAAGCCCCUCGGAGAUGGUGGCCAAGUUCCAGCCACCGCCUGAGUAUCAGCUCACGGCCGCCGAGCUCAAGCAGAUAGUGGACCAGAGCCUGUCAGGCGGUGACCUGGCCUGCCGCCUGCUGGUGCAGCUCUUCCCCGAACUCUUUAGCGACGUGGACUUCUCCCGGGGCUGCAGCGCCUGCGGUUUCGCAGCCAAGCGGAAGCUGGAGUCCCUGCACCUGCAGCUCAUCCGCAACUACGUGGAGGUCUACUACCCCUCGGUGAAGGACACGGCUGUGUGGCAGGCUGAGUGCUUGCCGCAGCUCAAUGACUUCUUCAGCCGCUUCUGGGCUCAGCGGGAGAUGGAGGACAGCCAGCCGGGGGGCCAGGUCCCCAGCUUCUUUGAGGCUGAGCCAGUGGACACUGGCCACUUCCUGGACAACAAAGACCAAGAAGAGGCCCUAUCUCUGGACCGGAGCAGCACCAUUGCCUCAGACCACGUGGUGGAUACGCAGGACCUCACUGAAUUCCUGGAUGAAGCCUCUUCACCUGGGGAGUUUGCCGUUUUCCUCCUCCACCGCCUCUUCCCUGAGCUCUUCGACCACAGGAAGCUGGGCGAGCAGUACAGCUGCUACGGGGACGGCAGCAAGCAGGAGCUGGACCCGCAGAGGCUGCAGAUCAUCCGCAACUACACAGAAAUCUACUUCCCCGACAUGCAGGAGGAGGAGGCCUGGCUGCAGCAGUGCGCCCAGCGCCUCAACGACGAGCUGGAGGGCCUGGGGCUGGACGCGGGCAGCGAGGGCGAGCCGCCCCGCGACGACUGCUACGACUCCUCCAGCCUGCCCGAUGACAUCUCGGUGGUCAAGGUAGAAGACAGCUUUGAGGGGGAGCGGCCCGGCCGGCGCUCCAAGAAGAUCUGGCUAGUGCCCAUUGACUUUGACAAGCUGGAGAUCCCGCAGCCCGACUUCGAGGUGCCAGGGGCCGACUGCCUGCUCAGCAAGGAGCAGCUGCGCAGCAUCUACGAGAGCAGCCUGUCCAUCGGCAACUUUGCCUCCCGCCUGCUGGUGCACCUCUUCCCCGAGCUCUUCACUCACGAGAACCUGCGCAAACAGUACAACUGCAGCGGCUCCCUGGGCAAGAAGCAGCUGGACCCAGCCCGCAUUAAGCUGAUCCGCCACUACGUGCAGCUGCUCUACCCCCGGGCCAAAAACGACCGUGUCUGGACUCUCGAGUUCGUGGGCAAACUGGACGAGCGCUGCCGGCGCCGGGACACGGAGCAGAGGCGCUCCUACCAGCAGCAGCGCAAGGUCCACGUGCCAGGCCCGGAGUGCAGAGACCUGGCAAGCUAUGCAGUCAAUCCCGAGAGGUUCCGAGAGGAGUUUGAGGGGCCUCCCCUACCCCCUGAAAGGAGCAGCAAGGACUUCUGCAAGAUCCCCCUGGACGAGCUGGUGGUGCCCUCGCCCGACUUCCCGGUGCCUUCCCCCUACCUGCUGUCAGACAAGGAGGUGCGCGAGAUCGUGCAGCAGAGCCUCUCCGUGGGCAACUUCGCCGCCCGCCUCCUCGUCAGGCUCUUCCCCGAACUCUUCACCCCCGAGAACCUCCGGCUGCAGUACAACCACUCUGGGGCUUGCAACAAGAAGCAGCUGGACCCCACGCGGCUGAGGCUCAUCCGCCACUACGUGGAGGCCGUCUACCCCGUGGAGAAGAUGGAGGAGGUGUGGCACUACGAAUGUAUCCCCAGCAUCGACGAGAGAUGUCGCCGUCCCAACAGGAAGAAAUGCGACAUCCUCAAGAAAGCCAAGAAAGUGGAGAAGUGACAGGCCCGUGGGCCGCCCAGAGACUUGUGGCCACCAGAGGUUGCACAGUGGGCACCCAGCCGUGGAUGGUCUCCACUGACGGGCACCUUCUGUCAGUGGGGAGUGGCUCACUACAUUUGCACACGUAAACCCCCACCCAGCCACGAGAAAGAAGCCUUGAGUUUGGUCUCUUGUACUCAUGACUUUUGUCCUGUGUUCCCUGGCAGGGUAGCGAGUCUGGGCAGAG
Molecule: messenger RNA, 2736 nt
Organism: Tupaia belangeri chinensis (Chinese tree shrew)
Lineage: Eukaryota; Metazoa; Chordata; Mammalia; Scandentia; Tupaiidae
Gene: BEND3
Product: BEN domain containing 3
Exons: 3
Coding region: 30-2510 (826 amino acids)
Biological process (GO): rDNA heterochromatin formation; negative regulation of transcription by RNA polymerase II
Cellular component (GO): heterochromatin
Molecular function (GO): rDNA binding
Source: RefSeq, a predicted model, not a curated record